AGUGGGCAACAUUGCUCGCUCCUAGUCGUUGGCCAAGCGCAGCAAACGGAGAUGCAAAGAAUUCGCAAUCAGAUAAAUUAAUACGUCAUCUACCAUUAUAGUGUGAUAUUUUAUCAUACAAUUAGUUCGGCUACAGUUGUAACAAACAAAAACACAGCAGAAUGCCGGCCGCGCGGGGCGUUAAACGCACAGCGUCGAAAACCAACUCUGCCACGUCAGCCAGCGUCCCGAAGAAUAAGAAGAAACGCGCAGCGUUCCAGCUUGAAAUACCGAGCGCGCCCAAGAAGAGGGGUUCCGUGUUCACAUGCGGCCAGGGUGAUGUAGGCCAAUUGGGUCUUGGAGAAGAUGUUAUCGAGACCACUAAAUUCAAGUAUGUGUCUGGUCUUGGAGAUAAAAUUGUGGAUGUAUGUGCCGGUGGCAUGCACACCAUUGCUCUGGACUCAGAUGGAAAGGUGUGGACCUUUGGCUGCAACGACGAAGGUGCCCUCGGGCGCCCUACGUCCGGGGACGCCGAGGAGGGCGCCGCGGCCGCCGUGCCGCUGCCCGCGCGCGCCGUGGCCGUGGCCGCCGGCGACUCCCACUCCGCCGCGCUGCUGGAGGAUGGGCAGGUGUACGCUUGGGGAGCCUUUAGGGACUCUCACGGCAGCAUGGGACUGGUGGUGCGCGGCCGCGAGGGCAAGGCGUGCCGCGAGCCGGUCCGUAUUGACAUCGGCGAGCCCGCCGCCGACGUGGCCUCCGGCGGAGACCAUCUCGUCAUCCUGUCUACGACGGGUGGCGUCUACACGAUGGGUUGCGGCGAGCAGGGUCAGCUAGGGCGCCUCGCUCAACGCUCCGCCUCCAGGGACUCGAGGCAGGGAUUCAGUGCCCUGCUGGCGCCGGCGAAGGUGACCCUGAAGUGGGCGGCGUCGCGCGUGUGGGCCGGCUACCACGCCACCUUCGCGCUCGACGCCGCCGCCGACAAGAUGUUCGCCUGGGGGCUCAACAACUACGGCCAGCUCGGUAUAACAGGAGAAAAACGCAAGACAGCAUUAUACGCGCCAACAGAAUGCGACGCCUUCACUCAGGGCAGCGGUUGGCAGAGAGUCGCCUGCGGACAACACCACUCGCUCGCUUUAGAUUCUAAGGGACAAGUGUUCGCUGUUGGUCGGUGCGAAUAUGGACGGUUAGGCCUCGGCGACAGGGAGGGCGACGCGGAGACCCUCGAGCCGGUGCCGGCGCUCGUCGGUAAGAAGUGCGUCAGCAUCGCCGCGGGGACCUGCAACAGUUUCGCCGUCACCGACACAGGUGAGAUCCUGGGCUGGGGCAUGGGCAGCGAGGGCCAGCUCGGGACGGGCGCGGCCGCGGACGCCGCGGUGCCCACGGCCGCCGUCGCUGCGGCCUUCCAGGCGCGCCGCCCGGGGAAGGUCGCCGCCGGCGCGCAGCACACUGCAAUACUCGCGCUAGACACGUCACCGGUCAAAGAAAAGUCCCCGACGCCAGAAAUGGAGACGGAAGAGCAGCCAGUAGAAGCGAAGGAGACGAAAGGAAAGGAGAAGCCGAAGGGCAGACAGAACAAGAAGCAGAAGAGGGGAGAGCAAGAGGAUGAGGUGUCUUCCACGUCGAGCGCGCAGCCCGAGGUGCCGGAGGAGACCAAACCGCAGAAGGUAAAUGGCGAUGAGAAGAAGGAAACUCCUAUGGAAGUAGACGAAUCUGACAACUCACAAGACAAAAAAGAAGACACGCAACCGGACACGGAAGCUGUCGAGCCACCAAAAACGGAAAAAACAGAAGCGGCACCCACAGAGAAAGCCUCAGAACCAACACCGGAACCAGCACCAGAGAAACCUGAAGCAACCAAACCAGAGCUCUCCGACAAGACCGAAGUCAGCCAAGACUCCCAAGAGACAGACAAACCGACAGACGUUGAGAUGAAAGAUGAAAAAGUUAACGGGGCACCGGAAGAAGAGAAAACGGAGGUGGAAGCCAAGAAAGUGGAGGCGAUACCAAACGACACAGUUGUGGCCACUACGGCGUGAUGCUAGAGUUUAGUUGUGUGCUUGUGACGAGAUUAUUGCAUAGACUGUGGAAAGCUGUAGAGUUAGACCAAACUAUAGCAGUGUUGCCAACUUGGCAUAAAUCAUGCCAGAUCUGGCAUAUUUUCACUCACUUUGGCACCAAAAUUUUCCAUUUAGCAUCUGGCAUAUUUUUUUAGCAUAAUUUAGUCUAAGUCAAGUUUGCACCAACUUCAUUGGUUCAUAAUUUCAUAUGAAUUUUGACUUUUGUGGACGGAUGGACGUCGAUGGACUAUAUAAAGUUGGUCAAGCAGAUCUUGUCAAUAGAAAAAGGCGGCAAAUUUGAAAAA
Molecule: messenger RNA, 2341 nt
Organism: Cydia fagiglandana
Lineage: Eukaryota; Metazoa; Arthropoda; Insecta; Lepidoptera; Tortricidae
Gene: Rcc1
Product: regulator of chromosome condensation
Exons: 14
Coding region: 162-2015 (617 amino acids)
Cellular component (GO): cytoplasm
Molecular function (GO): guanyl-nucleotide exchange factor activity
Source: RefSeq, a predicted model, not a curated record